AUUUAUUUCUCGUAAACUUCCAUACAUAACAACCUCUAACCCCCUCAAGACCCCAUCCAAAACCAUGGCCACCAUGUCCGCAGGCACAACAACCUACAACGUCUACCGCGUCUUCUUCUCCCAAUCCUCCGGCACAGAAUAUGAAGCCAUCGCUCUAGUCCCCCAAGAAAACAAAGACCAAGGUGCCGGCCGGUUCUACCAUGUUAUAGGAACCGUUGGCUUGGGAAUGGACUACGAAUCGAAACCUGCUCACCGGUUUGACAAGAUCCCGGAAUACAAAGGUGCUGCUUUUCUGUUCCGACUACCAAGGGCGCAGCUUGCGAGGUUUGAGGAGAUUGCGAGGAGUUGUCCGCCGCCGCAUGAUCCGAGGGCGUUGACAAAGGCGAAACCGGAUCCACCGGUGAGGGAUUGUUCGAGUUGGAUCGAUGAGGUUUUGGCUGCGGCGAGGGACUUGGUUUGAUUGUUGUGGACAUUAGGGACAAACUGGAGAGCAGAAUGUGUCUAUCAGAUGAUGCAGAAGAAUGGCGUAUAUGUGUGAAGGGGUACUAUGAAGUCCAUAAUUGCUACCAUAGCACCUCAGUCAAAAACGGGUAAGCUCAAUGCUCAGCACAAUAAGUCUCGACAUGUCCAUCUUCGACCUUGAUAUUGGCUAGGCAUAGGUCUCUAUGAGUGAGUGUAUUUCGAUGUUUGCAUUGGGAGAGCAUGGCAGUCAGAAAGCUCCUGACAUGAGAUCUUGGGUGGCUUUGGUUGAUAGGCACAUAUCAGAGCGUUGUUGAAUGCUUCUUCAGAGUCAAAUGGCCCUGGUGUCAACUGUUAGCAUUCAUGAAAACUUAUACGUAGAAAAUGCCAUGAACUCGUCU
Messenger RNA from Aspergillus ruber CBS 135680, 860 nucleotides. RefSeq lists its product as uncharacterized. Lineage: Eukaryota; Fungi; Ascomycota; Eurotiomycetes; Eurotiales; Aspergillaceae. The coding region runs from base 65 to 460 and encodes 131 amino acids. The record is from RefSeq and is a predicted model, not a curated record. The transcript has a single exon.